Peronospora matthiolae is the source of this 336-nucleotide messenger RNA. NCBI's taxonomy places the organism in Eukaryota, Oomycota, Peronosporomycetes, Peronosporales, Peronosporaceae. The record is from the annotation of a GenBank genome assembly.
AUGCAAGUGUUUUACGUGGUCGCGCGCAUGAUCACGCUGAAUGCCAGCAACGCGAUCGGCUUCCCAGCAUUUGACGUAAAUAUGAACCUCUUGGGGUUUUACCAAGAGGGUCGCGAGAAUGCGACGACGGAAGUGGUGUUUGUGCCGGUGAGUGGAAUCCCGGCCAUUUCUCAAGGCGAAAUCGUGAAGACCCAGCGGCUGCUGCAGACGGAGAUGAAGAGCAACAGCUCUGCAGUGUACACGCUGGCGCGGUGCAACAACGAUCUGGUGAAGCUGAAGGAAGACGUGAUUCUCUUCCACUGGAACGCGAAGGAUCGAAUUAGUCCCAAGUGGUAG